CCACUAUCGUGUUGAUGUAAGUUGAUACCCAUUCCAGAGGUGAUUAAAGCCCUUUAAUGUUAACCAAACACUCCACAAUUGACCAUGUAUCUUCUUCGCCCUAGAGGGAUCUCAACUCUAAAUGAAGACAAGUUACUAGCAAUACCUCAUUGCAUCUCGAAUUUAAUCUAUGACAGAUGCUGGCUUGGCGGUAAGUACUCGUGUAUAUACAUUAGUAAGCUAGCGAUUCCCAAUAGGUUUUUCGCUUCCGCAAUACAUAAGCCUUGAAAAUUGAAAAAUAUCAAUACUAGUAUUGUCGAAAAUAAUAGUAUUCAAGCGCUUGUCUUGAAGUGUGAGAGACUAAGUAUUCU
This is a messenger RNA of Aspergillus aculeatinus CBS 121060, 350 nucleotides long. RefSeq lists its product as uncharacterized. The record is from RefSeq and is a predicted model, not a curated record. The transcript has a single exon. The coding region runs from base 85 to 267 and encodes 60 amino acids. Lineage: Eukaryota; Fungi; Ascomycota; Eurotiomycetes; Eurotiales; Aspergillaceae.